CUCGGUGCAUCGCGCAUUCGUGGGCUAUUCAAGGAAGCCCGCUCUAGAGCUCCAUGCAUAAUUUACAUUGAUGAAAUAGACGCCAUAGGAAAGAAGAGAGCGGAGUCAAAGGGGGGCGAAUUUGGCGGUAAGGAGUCUGAACUCUUCACUUUACUCUUUUUCACUCAUACUUUUUUACUUGCGCCUGUACAACGCUUCUUUUCAGGUGGCUCAAAUGAAGAAGAACAAACGUUAAACCAGCUUUUGGUUGAAAUGGAUGGAAUGGGAAGUGGACAGGGUAUCGUUGUUCUUGCAAGCACGAAUCGCCCAGAUAUCUUGGAUAAAGCUUUACUGCGACCUGGUCGAUUUGACCGUCACAUAAAUAUAGAUUUGCCUACAGUUAUUGAGCGAAAAGAAAUGUUUGACUUGUACCUGAAGAAGAUCAAACUCGACCAUCCCUACAACAAAUUUUCUCAUCGUCUGGCCCAGAUGACGCCGGGCUUUACUGGUAUGUCCUCAAAUAUCUGUUGCACAAAGAAUUACUUUGCCAUUCUCAGAUUUUUCUUUUAAUG
This is a messenger RNA of Cylicostephanus goldi, 551 nucleotides long. The record is from the annotation of a GenBank genome assembly. NCBI's taxonomy places the organism in Eukaryota, Metazoa, Nematoda, Chromadorea, Rhabditida, Strongylidae.